Molecule: messenger RNA, 1589 nt
Organism: Lolium perenne
Lineage: Eukaryota; Viridiplantae; Streptophyta; Magnoliopsida; Poales; Poaceae
Source: RefSeq, a predicted model, not a curated record
CCCAGGAUAAUACCCAUAUUAGAUUUGGUUGUUUUUUUUCUUUUAUGCAUCAUCAUGCAUCAUGCAUCAUAUCAUCCACAAGAUUUUAUUAAAUAAAAACUAUUUGUGUUUUCCCCCUCGCAAGGUUCUUUAUAUAAACCCUUCUCUGUAUACCUUAUUUUCAAUAAUAAUGAAACCAAAAUAUUAUUAUUUUGGAUAUCUUUAAAAUAUAAUUUCAAAUCUUGUUCAAAACUUUAUAAGUUUCAAAGUUCUUUUAAUCCUGCUUAAAAUUGUUUUCCAAACCACUUUCUCUAUUUCUCUCCUUAAUUCAAAGAAAAUGUUUUGGAGAACGUGAGAGAGAAGCUGCAGCCAUCCCGUUCUAGCCCAUCCCUUUUCCCUGAACCAUGUGGCCUUGGCCUUUUUUCUACGUGUAUUCCAAUCUGAAGCCCGCAGCCCAUCUCCUCCAAUGCGAUUUCCUCCUGUACUUCUUCCUCCUGUACGGCAGUACAUCGGCAUUAGCCACGUAACCAUGCAGCUCGAUGGGACGGCGAUCCCUUGUCGCUCCCCUCUCUAUAAAAAGAGCUACCCUGCAUCCCUACCAAACCCUAUCCCUCUAGCUGCCUCCCUCCGCCGCCACUCUCUUCUCCCUCCUUUACUCUUCCUCUCGGUCUCCACUCGAUGGCCUCCGUCACCCCGCGUGAGCUCCGCCUUCCUGCAGCGCGUCCGCGCGUCUCCAAGCUCUACGGCCACCGGCGCCGCUCGACCAGGAUCCUCCCGACGUCCUCAACUACGGGCGCGGCGAGCUCGAGCGUCUUGCACGUCGUCCCGGUCUCGGCACCUCGCUGAGGUCUCCAUCCUCAUUCCGUACGUGUACCUCCGGCGGCAGCGCUGCGUGUCCGUCAUCGCUCCAUCACGGACGUCUACGACCCCGACCGCCUCCACCAGCCCGAGCGCUGGCUACCGUCGCCAAGAUCGUCCCGCCUCCGACGAUGCUGCUCGCCGGCGAGCGCAGCGCCGUGUCCCUUGUUCGUCCUGCAAGCACACUCGCGUGCUCCUUCCGUUCGUGGACCGCCGUCGCACUCCGGUGUUGUUCUGGCCACAAGCUCGGCCUUCCGUGUUUCUGCCUUCCUCGCCACAGGGCCACGCUGCAACCGUCGACGUCCUUGUCGUCUCAUCAACGCUUCUCCUUCACGCAGGCCAGCGACGGCCGCCAGCAUCCAUGCCACGCCACGGCAUGGCCAAGCGCAGACCGCCGUCGACGCCUCCGGCCGGCUGGCUCCGUCUGCUCCCGUCGCUCCUCCAUCCGUGGGUAUCGCGUGCAGCAGGAGGCAAAGAGCUGCUUUGUUGGUUCCAUUUGAUGCAGUACUCCACGUCAACUUGAUCUGAAGCUAUUCCAGCUUGAUAACUCUUUUGGAGAUGGUACAAAAGAGGCCAGCACUCCAUCAUGUACACAAGAUCAACGAAGUAGCCAUCUGGCCGUAGUCAUCUCAGCAUCUGUUGCCUGUUCAUCGUCCAGUCCCCCUGGCAGCCCACCGUCAGUCAUUCCUCUGGCAUUUGCUUCUUCCCGGAUAGGAUCACGAAGUGGUGUGGUGAGAUACGACAAGUUCUCC